GGAACUCCAAUUCCCAGCCACCUAAUUCUGAUCCAAGAGUGGGUCAACUCCAGAUUUUCACUUCAGCCAGCACAUGGCAAACCUCUCACAGAUUUCAACCGAGCGUUGGGCGAGUUCUAUAGCAAGCACGCCACCAAGAUGAGAGUUCGCAAGUGGAUUGAAUCUAACCCGUGCCAAAAAGACCUCGAAGGCGAAGCUGAGAAGAAGUGGAUG
This is a messenger RNA of Trichoderma virens Gv29-8, 213 nucleotides long. RefSeq lists its product as uncharacterized. The transcript is spliced from 2 exons. The annotation marks the transcript as partial. The record is from RefSeq and is a predicted model, not a curated record. Lineage: Eukaryota; Fungi; Ascomycota; Sordariomycetes; Hypocreales; Hypocreaceae.